This is a messenger RNA of Pocillopora verrucosa, 1204 nucleotides long. RefSeq names its product centriolar and ciliogenesis-associated protein HYLS1. Gene Ontology annotation, cellular component: non-motile cilium; centriole. Gene Ontology annotation, biological process: cilium assembly. The record is from RefSeq and is a predicted model, not a curated record. Lineage: Eukaryota; Metazoa; Cnidaria; Anthozoa; Scleractinia; Pocilloporidae.
UUCAAGUCGUACUGAGCUUCUGGUAAACUAAGUUGUAUUUAUCCCUAGAGCAUAAUGGCACAAAGCUUCGAUUUUACAGAAGAGGAGAUCAGAAGGAAACUAGAAGAACUCGGAUACACUCAUAUUCCUCGAGAUAAGCUGAAACAAUUUCAAAGAGACUUGAAAGAGCUUAUUGAAUCAGAAAGAUCAACUUCCGAAGAAAGUGGUCUUCUUCGAAGUGGAGAUUCUCCAUCAUCAGUUAAUGAAAGUUACUACACUGACAGUUAUUUAGACAGGAGUAAAGGAACAGAAACCUCUUCAUCUCCAUUUGAUGCUUCAGACAGCAGUACAGAACCACGCCAACUACUUGAUAGGUACAGAUCCCCUUUGGAAGACUCAGUUUUCCCCCGACCAAAAUCAGCUCCAAGUUUGGCCAAGACAAAAAUAAAUCAUCAACCGUAUGGCAAGGAAAACGUUCAUUACCAUCCAGUAAAGCCACCAACCAGAGGAGAAUCCACCACCACUGUUGAGAGCUCACCUCAAGAACAAUCCAGAACCAGCAGUAGAAAUAUUAAGAGAAAAGUUUUGAGACGAAAAGAUGGUGAACCUAGAGUAUUUGAUGAAUCUUUUACCACAAAUGAGUCUGUCACAGAUAUAUCCGAUUUAGAACAGAGAUUACGAGAUCUUCCCUUGAACAGUGGUGAUGUAGAUGAUGCAGAUGUUAUCAGUACUGAUAGUGAAGUAGGACCAAAUAACUUCAGACCAUGGGAAAAUUAUGCUGAAAGAGGAUUGCCGUCUUUUAUCAGGCCAUCCUCUCGUCACCCUCACACACGACAAUUAAAGAAGUCAGAUCCUGUCUCAAGAUAUCACCAAUUUAAGUAUGAAUGGCAGGCAAACAAAGCUCCAGGAGAGAAGAGCCACAAGAAUCUGCGAUGGAAUGUCAGGGGCAAGAUGUUGCAAUGUGAUGUGUUUGAGAAACCACAACGCAAUUUCGUUCCCAAUAACUAUGUUGUACCAACAGAGAAGAAGAGACAAGCUUUACGAUGGGAAGUCAGAUCUAGUCUUGCCAGAGUGUGAUGUGAUCUGAUGCAUUCUAUACAUUCUUUAAAUUUUUCAAGAAAUAACACAGCCAAUUACUGAAUGAUUGGACUAAUAAAUAAUUUUUGGCUCUCAUUAAUGUAUAAAAGGUUAUUCACUAGCAGAUUUACACAUACAUUUUUUCCAC